CCUGCAGAUCUACGUCAGCGUGCCGGGCUCCAAGAAAAUCAUCCUGGAGCUGCCCCUCGUCAUCGGCAGCCGCUCCGGCAUCGGCAGCCGCAGCUCCAGCAUGGCCAGCCAGGCCAGCUCCGAGAUGAGCUGGGUGGACCUGAACCUCCCCGAUGCUCCAGAAGCCCCGCCGUGCUACCUGGACAUCGUCCCCGAGGAUCACCGCCUCGAGAGCCCCACCACGCCGCUGCUGGACGACGCCGACAGCUUCGACAGCCCCAUCUUCAUGUACGCGCCGGAGUUCAAGUUCAUGCCACCGCCCACCUACACCGAGGUGGAUCCCUGCGUGGCCAACAACAACAACCACCCCGGCACCGCCAGUACCACCAGCACCAGUAACACCAGUAACACCAGUAACACCAGCACCGGCCCCGUGCAGUGAGCGCACCCGGCGCCUCCCUCUGCUUCCUGACCCUGCGGGCGCUGGAGCCGCGUUCUGCCCCGCGCCCACCGCAGCCGCACCCGGGGGGGGUGCGGGGCCCGGAAUCGUGUGCUGGGAGGGGGGGUUCCCGGGGGGGUUCCCGGCCCUCGCCGUCCUCGUGUCCUGGGCCGUGUGUCCGUCCGGGCGCUGCUGGGCGAAGCGCUGCUGUGCGCGGCCCGGGCCCGGCCGCCGCUCUCAGGUUGAGUUCCGUGUGUGUUUUCCGGCCCCACGGCGCCGUGGGGCGCUGACCCAUAGGGGUGGGGGGGGAUGGGACCCUCCCCCCCGCCUUGGCCGUGGGGCGCUGCAGAGAACAGCUCCUUUUCUACCGUU
Molecule: messenger RNA, 790 nt
Organism: Numida meleagris (helmeted guineafowl)
Lineage: Eukaryota; Metazoa; Chordata; Aves; Galliformes; Numididae
Gene: TXNIP
Product: thioredoxin interacting protein
Biological process (GO): protein transport
Cellular component (GO): cytoplasm
Molecular function (GO): ubiquitin protein ligase binding
Source: RefSeq, a predicted model, not a curated record